Molecule: messenger RNA, 1917 nt
Organism: Eublepharis macularius
Lineage: Eukaryota; Metazoa; Chordata; Lepidosauria; Squamata; Eublepharidae
Gene: PHKG2
Product: phosphorylase kinase catalytic subunit gamma 2
Exons: 10
Coding region: 98-1309 (403 amino acids)
Biological process (GO): protein phosphorylation; glycogen biosynthetic process
Cellular component (GO): phosphorylase kinase complex
Molecular function (GO): ATP binding; calmodulin binding; phosphorylase kinase activity
Source: RefSeq, a predicted model, not a curated record
CGGAGCUAGAGAGUCGCCGGUUGCGGCGGGGUCAUUCACUAAAUCCCAGCAAAGGCGCCGCCUGAACUUCUCUACACGUCUCCACUCCUGUGGCAGGAUGACCCGCGACGUGGGUCUCGACGAUGAGCUUCCAGACUGGGCUGGAGCAAAGGAGUUUUACCAGAAAUACGACCCCAAGGAUGUUAUUGGCAGGGGUGUGAGCAGUGUGGUGCGGCGCUGCAUACAUAAACAAACAGGCCAGGAGUAUGCUGUCAAGAUAAUCGAAGUAACCCCAGAGCGCAUGACCCCCCAGCAGCUGGAGGAGGUGCGCGUGUCCACCAGCAAAGAGAUUGAGAUCCUGCGGCAGGUCUCUGGUCACCCCUACAUCAUUACUCUUAUAGAUUCCUAUGAAUCAUCCACCUUCAUGUUCCUGGUAUUUGACUUGAUGAAACGUGGAGAGCUUUUUGACUACCUUACAGAGAAAGUAACUCUGAGCGAGAAGGAGACCAGGUCUAUCAUGCGAGCCCUUUUGGAGGCGGUGAGCUACCUUCAUGCCAACAACAUCAUCCAUCGGGAUCUCAAGCCAGAAAAUAUCCUCAUGGAUGACCAGCUGAAUAUCAAGCUCUCCGAUUUCGGCUUCUCCUGCCAUUUGGAGCCAGGAGAGAAACUGCGAGAGCUCUGUGGAACUCCUGGCUACUUGGCCCCAGAGAUCCUGAAAUGCUCCAUGGAUGAGACUCAUCCUGGCUACGGGAAGGAGGUGGACCUCUGGGCCUGCGGAGUCAUCUUCUUUACCCUCCUGGCUGGCUCUCCCCCUUUCUGGCACCGCAAGCAAAUGCUGAUGCUUCGGAUGAUCAUGGAGGGGCGAUACCAGUAUGGGUCUCCCGAAUGGGAUGACCGGUCCGACACAGUCAAGGAUUUGAUCUCCCGGUUGCUGCUGGUGGACCCAGCAGAACGUCUGACGGCUGAGCAGGCCCUCCAGCACUCUUUCUUCCAGCGCUGUGGCACCCGCGAGCUCCGGCACUUCAGUCCCUACCACAAAUUCAGAGUGAUCGCCUGGACCGUACGGGCCUCCAUCCGAAUCUUCUGCAACUACCGCCAGGUGCGGCCAGUCACCAAGGAGCUGCUGCUGUGUGACCCAUAUGGGUUCAAGGGGGUGCGUAAACUGAUCGACGCCUGUGCCUUUCGCAUCUAUGGACACUGGGUCAAAAAGGGCGAGCAACAGAACCGGGCUGCUCUUUUUGAAAAUGUCCCAAAGGCCAUCCAGCUCGUCCUUCUCGGGGCAGAGGGAGAGGAGACCCCCUCAACUGCUGUGGAUGACCUUCCCAACUAGAGACCUUAUUGCUGCUCCCUGCACAACUGGGUAUCAGUGGGUCUCUAACAUUGUCAUCGUAAAGGAGGGAGGAAGGAGCCACUUGGAGAACCGUUUUCCCCCUCUCCUGGCAGAGUGGCAAGUUGUGGAGACCGCUUGUAAGAGGAACAUUUGCCCUUGCAUGCAAAGGGGUCCAAAUGUGUGGGGAACAGGGCCCUUGCCUCCAGGAUAAUGGGAUCCCGAGUGCCUGGAGCCAGGGCCUCUAGAUCUGUCUGGAGCAAGAACACAGAGUGUCAAUAUUGUUUGAGAUGUAUGGAUUAUUACAGAGAAUUAGGGCGCGGGGGGUAUAUCUCUGUGCUGCAGAAACCUGGGGCUUUUCUACAUCUAUUACAUAAUAAGGAGGGGCCCAGCUUCUCACCCAUUCCAGCUGCCAGAUUUCCCUACUGCUGUCUGAAUCAACAUCAUGUAUGGUCAGUAUUGGUUGGCUGGGGGCCAAGAGGGGUGGGAGAAUGGAUUGGAACCAGAUGCUGCCCCCUAUUCUCUAUUAAAGGGAAUUGGGCUAGGCCUUUCUGUGUCUCUCUUUGGUUGUGCCCCACCUCUACUCAUGUCAUAAUUACAAUAAAAAUGGA